Patiria miniata (bat star) is the source of this 2806-nucleotide messenger RNA. RefSeq names its product solute carrier family 26 member 6-like. Gene Ontology annotation, cellular component: membrane. The coding region runs from base 217 to 2505 and encodes 762 amino acids. Gene Ontology annotation, molecular function: chloride transmembrane transporter activity; oxalate transmembrane transporter activity; sulfate transmembrane transporter activity. Gene Ontology annotation, biological process: transmembrane transport. The transcript has 17 exons. Lineage: Eukaryota; Metazoa; Echinodermata; Asteroidea; Valvatida; Asterinidae. The record is from RefSeq and is a predicted model, not a curated record.
UGCGGUGCAGUCUUACUUCCUCUGAGUCUGUGAGAUGAAUUGAACAUACCGGUAUAGGUUUCUAAAAUUAGGGUAUUAUUGUUGAUCAGGGAAUUUAUUACUGUGUACUUUUACUGUGUGUCAUAGGGACACUGAGCGAUAAAUAGUUAACAAAUAAAAGGUUUGUGUAGAAAAAGGGUCGCCAUCUAAUGUACGCCACUACACGCAGUAAACCCAAUGGCAGCCUUUGAAGAAUUUCCCGACCCGGAUGUCAUCCUCCCUCGCAAGAGGCGGAGCAUCACCAUCAACCGCCCAGCCUUCACGGAAUUGGACUUCCAGGAGAUUCAUAAGGAGAAUGUCAAGGAGACCAAAUCACUCAGGACUCGGUUCACUAAGUUUCUGGGAAAGCACAAAUGUUCCACCAAAUCUGCCAAGGCCUGUUUCUUCACACUCUUCCCGAUAUUCGUCUGGCUACCAGCGUAUGACGUCAAGCGUGACCUGCUGGGGGAUUUUGCCUCAGGUCUGACCGUGGGCAUUAUGAGGCUACCUCAGGGUAUGGCCUACGGUCUCCUGGCGACAUUAGCUCCAGUCUAUGGCCUGUACACAGUCUUCUUCCCAGCUCUACUCUACGCAAUGAUGGGUACAUCCAGACAUCUCUCAGUAGGCAGUUUUGCUGUAGUGAGCAUCAUGACUGCGGCUGCCGUUGACAGAGUAGUGGAGGAAACCAGGCCUGCAGAGGGUCCUUACAACGAGGGGCUGGAGAGAGCCAAAAUAGCAGCUUCCUUGGCGUUCCUAGUUGGCAUAUUCCAGCUGGGUCUAGGAGUUCUCAGGUUAGGCUUCGUCAGUACUUACCUGGCUGAGCCGCUGGUCCGGGGCUUCACGACCGGUGCGGCAUUCCAUGUCUUCAACAGCCAAUUCAAGUACUUAUUUGGUAUAGAGGUCACCAGAUAUAACGGGCCUUUUGCAAUCUACAAGACGUUCUUCUUUUUGUUUGCUAAUCUGGCCUUGACCAAUGUAACAGAGCUCAUUAUAGCCCUGGUCAAUCUGGUUGCCUUGGUAACGGUAAAGGAACUUCAGGAUAAAUACAAAGAAAAGAUCAAGUAUCCCAUCCCGUUGGAACUCUUAGCGAUCAUUUUGACGACCAUGGUCUCCCACUUUGCAUCACUGGAAAAGAAAUAUGGUGCUAAUGUUGUUGGGGAUAUUCCUACUGGAUUGCCAACGCCCGAGCUUCCCAGUUUCUCACACAUGGAUUCCUUGAUCACAGAUGCCAUCAUCAUAUCCAUUGUUACAUUCUCUGUUUCCGUGUCGAUGGGCUACAUCUUUGCAAAGAGGAACAACUAUGAAAUUGAUGCCAAUCAGGAGCUAGUUGCCCUAGGGUCCAUGAGUGUCUUUGGCUGUUUCUUCGUCUGCUAUCCUGCCGCCUCCUCCCUGUCCCGAUCCCUGCUGCAAGAGAUCUCAGGCGGAAAGACUCAAUUGGCAAGCUUGUUUUCCUGCAUAUUCAUUCUGUUUGUCCUGCUAUUUAUGGGACCUCUGUUUUACUCACUGCCAAAGAGCUGCUUAGCUGCCAUUGUUGUGGUCGCCUUGCGAGGCAUGUUCCGUCAGUUUAGAGAUAUCAAAGUCUUAUGGAAGUACUCCAAAAUAGACUGCAUGAUAUGGGUGGUGACGUGGUUUUCCACCAUGUCGCUGGGCGUGGACUAUGGCCUAGGAGUAGGCGUGGUCUUUGCCAUUAUGACAGUCAUCAUCAGGACGCAGAAGCCGUACUGUUGCCUGAUGGGAAGGAUACCAGGGACAGACAUAUACCGAGACUUGUCCUACUACCAGAGUGCCAAGCAGAUCCCCGGAGUGAUGAUCUUCCGCAUGCACAGCCCGCUGUACUACGCCAACGCAGACUAUGUCAAGGCCAGCCUGUAUAGCAAGUCCCAGCUGAACCCAGUCAAGAUUCUGAUGGCGAGGGCUAAGGUCGAGUCUAAGAAGAGGAAAGCUGAAAGGCGGACAGAGAAAGCGGAGGUUAGGCGGAGGAAAAAGGCGGGCAAGAAACACACCAGACUUGAUGAAGAAGAGAUGUCUGCCAUGAAUGUGAGCGACACCACCAACCACCACCUCCGAGAAGAUGCCAUCGAAGUCAUCGACGACAACCGAAAUUCCAACAAUCGCCUCGGCAACGGGGACCACUUGAGCCUAGAGAUGGCUGCCGAAGACAAAACACAUUCCCUGGUGUUGGACCUGGGCUCGGUCAGCUUUCUGGACACGGUGGGGAUCAGUGCGCUGAAGAGCAUCAUCGCUGACUACGAGAAGAUUGGAAUCACCGUGGUCAUGGCACACUGUAAAGAAAAUGUGCGUGAGAUGUUACUAGGGAGUGGUUUCAUGGAACAAGUUGGACUAGAUAGGAUGUUUGUGACGUUACAUGAUGCUAUCCUACAAACAGCUAAUGAUCAGGAUGUGGAAGACAUGAGAGAACAGAAUGCCUGGGAGCACAUCCCUGGCGGAGGCGGAGGUGAUGCGGCCUGUGAAAUCAUGGCUAUAUAGGCGUAACCAUGGAGACCGUUACCAAGGUAACAACAUGCCAGAAAAUUCCACUCCAAAAUGAGACAUGAGCACGAAACGCCAGUGAUGGAUUUGUGCCAGCGCAAUUUCGAAAGUUUUAAUCACCUUAAAAACUUUCAAAAUCAAAAACCUUUUAUCAUAGAUUUAUCAUUUUAGCAAUAUUUUUUAAUCAUAUAUUUAUAUAGUUCUUUUAUGACAUGAUUUUUGUAUUAAUAUUUUGUUUUAAUGAAAAUUGUGUUUUCAUGUGGUCUUCCAACUCAGUCUUAGUUUAAGAAAAAAAAAA